Penicillium subrubescens is the source of this 1224-nucleotide messenger RNA. Its product is annotated as WD40 repeat domain-containing protein. Lineage: Eukaryota; Fungi; Ascomycota; Eurotiomycetes; Eurotiales; Aspergillaceae. Gene Ontology annotation, molecular function: protein binding. The record is from RefSeq and is a predicted model, not a curated record. The coding region runs from base 1 to 1224 and encodes 407 amino acids. The transcript has 2 exons.
AUGUUCGACACGGUCUGUUCGCUUCCGCUGUCCUCGGACCUGUUCACUCAGGCUAUCCACCCCAAGGAGCCUGUCGUAUCCGUCGGUCUGGCUGCGGGCCACGUUCAAACUUUCCGAUUGCCGACAGAAGAGCAUGACAGCGAUGAUGAUGCCUCGACCUCGUCUGGCCGCAAUGGCAAGGGACAUAUUGACACCAUGUGGAGGACACGGCGGCACAAGGGCAGCUGUCGGUGCUUGGGAUUUAGCGUUGACGGAGAAAUGCUGUACUCUGCUGGCACAGACGGUUUGGUGAAGAUCGCCAAGUCAGAGAGCGGCCAGGUCGAGAACAAGAUUGCAAUUCCUCUCGAGAAGAGCGGGUCCAUUGAUGCGCCCACCGUGAUUCACGCUCUCUCCCCUCAGACCCUUUUGCUUGCGACAGACUCAAGCGCAUUGCACAUUUACGAUCUCCGUAUUCCUUACUCCAAGGUGUCUGCCAAACCCGAGCAGUCGCACCACCCCCACGACGACUACAUCUCCUCUCUGACUCCCCUCCCCGCUUCCGACACAAGCACCUCCGGCUUCAGCAAGCAAUGGAUCACGACCGGUGGCACCACACUAGCGGUGACCGAUCUGCGCCGGGGUGUCCUCGUCCGCAGUGAAGAUCAAGAAGAGGAAUUGGUAAGCACCGCAUUUAUCAGCGGACUCGCUAGCAGCGGAACCAGCCGUGGCGAGAAGGUGGCUGUUGGUGGAUCCAAUGGUGUCGUGACACUUUGGGAAAAGGGCGCGUGGGAUGAUCAAGAUGAGCGCAUCUACGUUGGUGGCGCCGAGGCAAUUGAGACCCUGACCGCUGUGCCUGAUUUCUUGGGAAAGGGCAAGAUGGUAGCAGCCGGUCUCGGCAAUGGAUUGAUCAAAUUUAUUCGCAUCGGCCAGAAUAAGGUGUCAUCUGAGGUUGUCCACGACGAGACUGAUGGUGUGGUCGGCCUUGGAUUUGACGUUGAGGGUCGCAUGGUCUCUGGUGGUGGUCAGAUCGUCAAGGUUUGGCAUGAUGCUGUGAACACUUCGGGCGGAGACAGCAUUGCUGGAGAGAAGCACAUGAUGGGUGACAGCGACGACAGCGAUGAUGGUUCCGAUGACAGUGAUGCAGAGGAACGACGGAAUGCCAAUGCCAAUGAGCGCAAGAAGCGCAAGAAGGGCAAGUCAGGCCGUGGCACUGGACCCGAUGUCAUGGCUUUUGACAUGGACUAA